Nylanderia fulva is the source of this 5021-nucleotide messenger RNA. RefSeq names its product neuronal calcium sensor 2. The record is from RefSeq and is a predicted model, not a curated record. NCBI's taxonomy places the organism in Eukaryota, Metazoa, Arthropoda, Insecta, Hymenoptera, Formicidae. Gene Ontology annotation, molecular function: calcium ion binding.
CGAGGCGUGAACGGAUCGGUCGCGUUUCGCGCUCGAUUGAUCGACUUGUGUCAGGAAAGCGCGACAUCGCGAAUCGUAUUCGCUCGCGUAUAUUUUUCCCCCUCGCUAUCUCGCGCGCGCGGUAUCCGCGAUACACGCUCCCCGCGAACGCGACACUCGGCGUACGCCGUACAAAUUCGAGGCCGGUGCUCGCCGGUGUACAAACGUUCGGUGUUCGCGACCUGUAAUCGCUUUCUACGUCGCGAAUCCCGCCGAAUGCUCCGUUCCUCGAUUACGCGCGACGCCGUCAUCGCGCCGCGUCCGCAUUGUGUACAUUUACGACGAUGUGUGCGCCCACAUAUCUCCCUCUCUGUCAAUCGUACCGAUUGUACACGGUCGUCUGUCUCUCUCUCUCUCUCUCUUUACCUUUCCUCUCCUGUCUCACCCGCCGCGAGCGCAUCGUCUUUGCGUCAGGUGUGCUGCUUGUAUAAUCCUUGCGUGAGUGCGUGCGUAUUUAUAUAUGCAUAUGUGUGUUGCGUGUAUGUGUUUGUGCGUGGCUGUGUAUGGGAAUUUGUUUUGGGAAUGCAUCGCUUUGUACGCGUCUCCGUCCUCGCCUUCCUCGUUUCUUUUUUUCCCCCGUUUCUCCUGUCAUCGUGUGUCGCGCGGUCAUCUGUCCGCCGCGUGUGCGUGUACGUAUGCGUGCGUGUUUGAGCAUCAAGAGUCCUCGCCGAUGAUCGUCGCCCGGCAUCGACCUACGUCAACGUGUGACAGCGGUGCGACGUCUUGGGACGCAAGACCACGUCGGGACACCACGUCGAAAAUAUCCGCGAGCAUCGUGACACCUGGGCCUGGCGAUGUUCGGAGGAUGUCAUGGUGUCGACCGCGGUACGAGAUAUCAAGAAAGGUAUCAAAAUGGGUUGUUUUGGGAGCAAAGACAAGUUGAGCAAGGAAGAUAUGGACUUCCUCAAGUCGCACACGCGAUACGAUGAAGCCACUAUAAAGGAAUGGUACAAAGGUUUCAAACAAGACUGUCCUAACGGCAGGUUAACGCCGGCGAAAUUCGUCGACAUGUACAAAAUGUUCUUCCCGUCCGGCAACGCGGAGGAAUUCUGCGAUCAUGUUUUCCGCACAUUCGACAUGGAUAAGAAUGGCUACAUCGAUUUUAAGGAAUUCCUAUUGGCGAUCGACGUAACGUCCAGCGGCACACCGGAAGAAAAGCUGAAAUGGGCGUUCCGUAUGUACGACGUUGACGGGAACGGCGUUAUCGAUAUGCAAGAAAUGACGAAGAUCGUCCAGGCGAUAUACGACAUGCUCGGCGCGUGUUCGAGCAAUCGACCGGCUGACAGCGCGGAGGAGAGAGCGAAGAACAUAUUCGCAAAGAUGGACGAGAACAACGACGGACAGCUGACGCAAGACGAGUUCCUGAAGGGCUGCCUCCAGGACGAGGAGCUGUCGAAGAUGCUCGCCCCUUAAUCCCGACGCCACCGUCUUUCCGCGGCCGCCGACGCGCGAUCGUAAAAACGGAGACACCACACCACGCCCUCACGAUUUUCCCGAAAAAAAAAAAACUCGACGAACGUCAACAAGAACGACCACCACCGAGAAAUCGACACUCGCAUAUAUAUACACACACGCCAUCGUCACCCACGUCAAACACGUAUUGAACACGUACCGAACGAUAUCAUUUCCUAUUAACUAUGACGUACGCUAAUUAUUAUGGCGGUUCGAUAAUACGAGUCCCGUCGCUCGUGUCCGAUGGAAGGACACGAGCCGUGAUAAAAUAAAUAAUGCUGGGGGAGAAAAAAAAAUGAUCGAGGAUAAUAAUCGCGAAGGAGAUCUUUUCGGAAGAGAAUGGGAAAUUUGGCGCAGUGCAAAUGGCGCAGAACCUUCGUUCGGACGACAGUAAUACAAUGGUGGUGUAAUCGGUCCUGGGGAAAGGUAGCGCGGAUACACGAAGAACCAGAGAACGACGUCGCUGGAUCCCGACGACGGGGGAUCUAAUUAGCAUCUCGUGAAAGUCCUCGUGUUCAUUUUGCGAACUCACAUCGUCGACAACUAUAUAUACGGCGAAUCCCGGACUCGCACGCUGAUUCGUCGUGCGGAUUCAGCAAUUUCCUCGGACGCCGCUGGUGGAAUUAACAGGAGGGUGUGAAACCUUCAGUUCUCUCUCUCUCCUGAGAGAGAGAGAGAGAAGGAGCAAAGUGACAAUGUUGGUCGUCACGGAGAACCGCCGCGCCGGUGGCUUUCGAAGCUCGCGCUUGCACUGACAAUUUGACUUAACCGAUCCUGGACUUACGGGUUUCGCUGUCUCUUUCUCCGGCGAAUUAUGCUUCUGUCUAAUAAUGCAGACGGAGAGUAUAAAUUAAUCCUCUGAUGCGCUCUCCAGGUGACACAAGGACUUGUAUAUCAUAGUUCCAUAUAACUUCGCAUAAGCUUGGGAGGUAUUAAUAUCGCGAUUCUAAUUUUACUCCGGAUUUAUGUAUAGCGCCUAGAAAUUAAUCAGAUCUCGCGGUAAAUCUUACUAGACGCCUAUUGUUUUCGCGAGCGCUUUUGUCUCGUUAUAAUAGAGAAUUGGUGUAAUAAUUCGAGCGCAUCAUAAAUUAAUUCGCUUCAAAUUACCGCUCCAAAUUACUCGAUUGUUACAGAUGUUUGCAGAUAUUUACACAAGCACUUCAUUUCUAUAGUAUCUUUUAUAUUUAUAUUAUAUUUAAAAUGGAGCAAGUUUUAUGCGCGAACAUAAAAAGGUAUAGAUGGAGAUGUAUUUAAAUAAUCUUAAAAUCAACCCAUCAACGAUUUAAUCUGAUUUGAGCCUCGCAAAUCCCUUUCAUUUGAAUCAUUGUACCCGACACUUGUUUUUCUAAUCCCGUUUGUACAUACAUACAUGUAUUUGAGAAUAGCUCAAAGCCACACUGUGAUUUGAAUCUCGCGUAAGUUAUUUGUUUCAAACGGCUAUAGUUAAUCUUCAUUCCGUUGCGUUUCUAUUUCAUUCCACAUAAUGCCACUGCUUCACAAAGUCCCGUUUAUCAGCUCACGCUGCGAUAGUCGCAUCAAGAUUUAGCCGUAACGCGAUUCGAUUACGCGGAACUACUAAAUAAGACGAAGAAUGAAUAGCGCAUCGGAGGAUGAACCGGGAUUAAGUUCUGAAUUGAAGUCGGUGCAAACCGGGCUGAGAAAUCGUCCAUUGCGAUCUUAUCGUAUUGCGGAACGGAAUUUUGCGCGAAUCCGAGAGGAAGUGAUGAAAACUCCGGAAGUCCGUCGUCGCAGAAUCGACGAAGGAGUGCGUCGCGAAUCGCGUGCACGUCCCACUUAUUUCAGGCCUCCGCACGGAUCGAUCCUUGGUCGUAAAAAUCGACGUGUUGUUGGUACAUACACACACACACACACACCAUCGUCGUCCACCGUUCGCCGCGUCGAGGUGGUAAGACAACGAAUUGCGCGAAUUACGAGGUAAAAUGUCGAUGUUAGAUAGUGGGAAGAGGAAAGGGGAGCAAUAUCGCUUAAGAGAAGAUACAUUAAUUUUAUAUCCGGUGCAUCGAUCCACCAGAGAGAGAGAGAACCUACUUUGGUGGUUGUUGCGUCGUCGACCAGCACGCGCGUCAUCCUUCCCUGAAAUCGAUAUAUACGUACCCGGAUGUACGGUAGCUGUUACGUGCAACGGAUGUGGGGAAUAGUACUCCCGUAGUAGUAUACGGUUCAUGUGUACACCGCAUUUACCGCGAAAUCCGCUGGAUUUCCGCUGAACACGCGGCGCGGGAUUAAGUGAACGAACGCCGCGAGGACUUGAUGGGAGGGAAAUGGAGAAAGUUGUUAUAUAAGGCGAUAAAAGCGCGGGAGUCAAUUUCCGAAAUUCUCGUUACACUUACAAACUCCGCGGAUCUCUUCUCGCACAUUUUAGUCGUCGCGAAAUUCACCGGGGAUGCUUGUACACGUGUAACUAGAUCCUCCGACAUGUAGUAUCUUAAUCACCGUGAGAAAGUCGUAAUAGAGCGCGUGUAAUUUGGCAUUAUAAAAAUAAGAACAAGGCAUAAUCGUCUAAAUAUAAAUCUAGAUACAAAUACGGCUAAUCUAAUUUUGAUUAAUUAUUCUUUUCUUUUUUUUUUCUUUUUUUUUUUUUUUUUUUUUUAGAUAUUUAAGAACCGAAUUAGACCGCGGUCAAAGUUAACUGACAUUUAAGCUGAAAUCGAUAGAGAAGAAUCGAUUCUUUUAAUUACGGCCAACAUAUGAACCUUAAUUCUCAAGUAAUAAUGAUUGAUAUAUUUUAUUUGUGUGUAGUAUAUAAUAAAAAUGACCAUAUACUGUACGAAAAUAAUAUUUCGAUCAUUAUUAGAUAGGGGAUGUUGUGUAAUCUAAUAUGAAGGAACAUUAAGUCUACUUGUUAUCGUGCUAAUCGAUAUAAAGAGGAUUACUUUGAUAACUGUACAACAGUUGUUUUAUCCAAUCGACAGCGUGCUCGUCGACGCUCACAAACGUACCGACACCUUCCACCGAAUCGAAGGCUUCGAUUUCUUUUUUCCUUUCUCGUACAUGCAUACAUAUAUAUGUAUAUCUUUAUGUAGUAUAUAUGAAAUAAUAGUGCCCGCGAGAAACACAAUGUGCAACGGGGUUAAUGUGGUUCGCGUGUACAUAUUUUAAGGCAGAUGUGUGUUUCGGAUAUGUAGCGCAACCGUAACAUGACGUUUAUUGUAUGACGAUAUCACCGUUAUAUGAACCGUCAUAUGAAAAUGGACAGAUGGUUAUUUGGCUGUCGGGAAUCCUGUCUUGCAUCAAGGUGAGGUAAGUUUUUAUCAAAAGAAUAUUUUCAAAUUGAACGGAAUUUAUAUUCGGAUUAAUACGUUUAUUCGAAUAUUAUUUACGUAAAAUAUAGACAAAAAUUUUUUUCCCAGAAUUCAACUGUCAGAAAAGUUCUCUCUGCCAGAAUGUUUUUCUCUUCUUUAUUUUCUGAAAAUUUCUGAAGCUUCUUUCUUCGUAAUGCACAGAAUUACGACACGUAUGCAUACUUAGGCAUGAUUGUGGUUCUGAGCAAGAGGACGAUAGUUAAGCCC